This is a messenger RNA of Paramormyrops kingsleyae, 1250 nucleotides long. RefSeq names its product cytochrome b5 domain containing 2 (gene cyb5d2). NCBI's taxonomy places the organism in Eukaryota, Metazoa, Chordata, Actinopteri, Osteoglossiformes, Mormyridae. Gene Ontology annotation, cellular component: membrane; endomembrane system. The record is from RefSeq and is a predicted model, not a curated record.
UUGAAGAGACAUAGGCCUACUUGACGGACUACCUCAGAGUGGUUGAGGUGUGGUCUGCUGUUUCUCGUGAAAUAAACCUUAAAGUUUGAUUUAAAGUAUGGUUUACUGGAACUGGAUUGGAAAUUGCGUAAACAUGCAUAGUAUCCUGUUCCGGAAAUGUACAUUGAUGUUUCCUCCUCGUGCACCCGCAGUUUGCUGCUAUGCGUUGUUGCUCGUGAAAACUGAGUAUUUUGCACGUUAAUGAACAUUCGUAUUUAAUGGCACGGUGUCUGAUCGCCGUGGCCGCUGCAUCGGCAGCUGUGCUCCUCGCCGUUUGCGACCUGGACGCCGUUAUCGCACAUCUGCUCGCUCUGUCGGCGAUUUUUUCCUCUUCUCCGGACGCACUGCCCCUGUUAAACCAGCAGGACCUGUCUCGGUAUGACGGCGAAGUGGGCAGCCAGGGUCUGUACUUGUCCGUGCUGGGGCAGGUGUUCGACGUGAGCAAGGGGCGCAGGCACUACGGACCCGGCGGUGCUUAUCACUUCUUUGCAGGCAGAGAUGCGUCCAGGGCUUUCGUUACCGGGGAUUUCACGGAAGGCGGGCUGAUGGAUGACUUGUCGGGUCUGUCACCGUCGCAGGUAGUCGCCCUGUAUGACUGGCUGUCUUUCUAUCAACGGGAUUACAGACCCGUAGGCAGGCUGAUCGGACGUUACUACAGUGAUACCGGCAAACCCACGGAGGCUUUGCGGCAGGUGGAAGCUGCCCUGGCCCGUGGACUGGAGCUCAAAGCUGAAGCCGAAGCUGACAGCAAGCGCUUCCCAUCCUGUAACUCCGAGUGGAGCGCCGCUGGUGGGAGAGUGUGGUGCUCCGAAAAGAGUGGCGGGGUGCAGCGCCCCUGGGCCGGCGUCCCGAGGAAGAUGUUCAACGCCGGAUCCCGGAGCAUUCGCUGUGUGUGUGUGCCGGGCGGCAACCCCGAGCUGUCAGCCAGCGCCGCCCUGCAGGAGUACGAAGGCUGCCCACCACUCGCAGAGUCCUGCACCGUCCACAGCUUUUAAAUGUUUCAAAAUGGGAACGCGUUUUAUUAACUCUUUAUCCAGCGAAACGUUUCUUUUGGUCAAACUCAGGAAUUUCUACAACUCCGCAAACUGAUCUGAAUUUCUCCUUUAUACAGUGAAUGCAACACGCAGCCUUUGUAGUGUGUUCCGGAUUUAUAUUGUGAUCGUUAAAUCUGAAAACACAUUCCUGCAUUAUAAAAAUAAGCCAAUCAAUAA